AUGUUUCCGCUUAGAGCCUCUUGGCCGCCAUUGAACGACUUUCAGGCGAUCAACCAAAGUGACGACGAAAAUGCGGGUGCUGCUGGCCGCGCUCCUCGCGGCGUUCGUCGUCCCGUUCUGCGCACAGGUGAACUUUCACCUGUUUAUUAGAUAUUUAAUUGAUUAGAGCUCGGAAAGCUGAUUCCAAUGGUAUAAAUUUCAUUGGGAAAACUUAGUCUACUUAUGAAUGUUCUUAUAUUUUUUGAAACGCCUUGAGUUCAAGUAUCAAACUCCAUACAAAGCCAAUCUGCGUCUUCAAGUGGUAACUUAAGUUUAUUGUGUUUCUUAAGAUUAGACUAACUCGAGGUCUCUGAAAAGUCCGAAAAAAAGGCAAAAAAAUCAAAAAACCGAGAGGGGCCGAUCCCAAGACCUUCCAAUCCAAAGCCUAGCUCUCAAACGACUCUACCUGGUUUCCUUCAAGCAACCUGGUCCCUUAAGUGAUUUUAAGGCCUCUUAAGUGCUCCACCGACAAACUUAAUACUCAGGAUUCCCAACGAAUUCCAAAAAAAAGGCAAAAAAAUAAAAAACCGAGAGGAACCGAACCCAAGACCUCCCAAUUCAAAGCCUAGCUCUCAAUCGACUCUACCUGGUUUCCUUCAAGCAACCUGGUCCCUUAAGUGAUUUUAAGGCCCCUUAAGUGCUCCACCGACAAACUUAAUACUCAGGAUUCCCAACAAAUUCCAAAAAAAUAAAAAACCGAGAGGAACCGAACCCAAGACCUUCCAAUCAAAGCCUAGCUCUCAAACGACUCUACCUGGUUUUCUUCAAGUCAACUGGUCCCUUAAGUGAUUUUAAGGCCCCUUAAGUGCUCCACCGACAAACUUAAUACUCAGGAUUCCCAACAAAUUCCAAAAAAUAAAAAACGGAGAGGAACCGAACGCAAGACCUCCCAAUCCAAAGCCUAGCUCUCAAACGACUAUACCUGGUUUUCUUCAAAUAACCUGGUCCCUUAAGUGAUUUUAAGGCCCCUUAAGUGCUCCUUCAAGAUGACUGAACACUCAGGGUCUUCAAUAAUCUCCAAAUAAAAUGGCAAAAACGCAGCGAGGAUUCGAACCCUAGACCCUCUCCUCCACACCCAAACUCUCAACCGACUCUACCUGAUCCCUUAAGUGAUUUUAAAGCCUCUUAAGUGCUCCUUCGAGAUGACUGCAUUCUCAGGGUCACCAAUAAUCUCCAAAUAAAAUGGCAAAAACUCAGCGAGGAUUCGAACCCUAGACCCUCUCCUCCACACACAAACUCUUAACCGACUAUACCAAACUGUUCCAGGAACUGAUACCGACGUCAGAGGUCGAAUCUCUGGCCCAGGACCUGCAGAUCCAAGAAUGGAUGCGCACGUUGCGACGCGUCAAACGCGCGCCGACGAGAAGUUAGUUUUUGUCCAAUUCUUUUCGACAAUUUCCCAGUUUGCUCUGUUCUAUCUUUCUCUCUCUAUAUCUAUAUCAUCCUCCAUUUCAUUCUGUGCAGCAGAAAAUCGAAGGAAAAUGCAAUUAAAAGACGAAUUUCGCUACAGGUUUUAUCAAAGAGUGUUGCACGCUGCGGUCGUCGAGCCGACGCAAGUUGCCAGGUGA
Molecule: messenger RNA, 1607 nt
Organism: Caenorhabditis auriculariae
Lineage: Eukaryota; Metazoa; Nematoda; Chromadorea; Rhabditida; Rhabditidae
Source: the annotation of a GenBank genome assembly